This is a messenger RNA of Gymnodraco acuticeps, 2681 nucleotides long. RefSeq names its product guanine deaminase (gene gda). Lineage: Eukaryota; Metazoa; Chordata; Actinopteri; Perciformes; Bathydraconidae. The record is from RefSeq and is a predicted model, not a curated record. Gene Ontology annotation, biological process: guanine catabolic process. Gene Ontology annotation, molecular function: guanine deaminase activity; zinc ion binding. Gene Ontology annotation, cellular component: cytosol.
CCGAAGACAACCCCCGGUGCUCUGUAGCUGCUGCAGGUAUCUCUCUGUCACUGCUCGACUCCAGCUGAUAUAGUGAAAGGAUGGCAAACUCUAAAGGACCCACCACCGAAAUUAAUUACGUCUACAGGGGAACAUUUAUCCACUCUACCCAGCAAACACCGCUGCAGAUCUUGGAAGAUGAGGUCCUGGGAGUGGAUACAGAUGGAAAGAUUGCUUUCAUUGGGAAAGCUGCAGAGUUAGACAGCCUCUCUCAGACCUUUGGGUUCAGUCCUUCAGAAGUCAUUCAACUGGCACAGCAUGAGUUCUUCAUGCCCGGAUUGGUGGACACCCACAUCCACGCGCCCCAGUACAGCUACGCUGGCACGGCCCUGGACAUGCCCCUACUGGAGUGGCUCAAUAAAUACACCUUUCCUGUGGAGUCACGCUUCAAGGACUUGGAGUUCGCCCAACAGGUCUACUCUCAAGUAGUGAAAAGGACCCUGAGGAAUGGAACAACCACAGCAUGUUACUUUGCAACCAUACACACAGAUGCCUCUUUGCUGUUGGCCCAGAUUGCAAAUGACUUUGGGCAGCGUGCCUUGGUUGGGAAAGUGUGUAUGGACAGGAACAAUUCUGUGAAACAUUACAAAGAGACCAAUCAGGAGUCCCAGGACGAAACCUGUCGGUUCAUUGCAGAGCUCUUGAACAAAAAGUAUCCUCUGGUGAGGCCGGUGGUGACUCCCCGCUUCGCUCUUUCGUGCACAGGAGCCCUGAUGGGACAGCUGGGAGCCAUCGCUAAGAAUAACAACCUGCACAUCCAGAGUCACAUCAGUGAAAACGUAGAGGAAGUGAAGCUUGUAAAGGAGCUGUUUCCUGAAUCUAAGUCUUACACAGAUGUGUAUCACAAACAUAACUUGCUCACUGACAAGACAGUGAUGGCUCACGGCUGCUACCUCAGUGAUGAAGAGUUGGCUCUGUUCAGAGAGACAGGAGCCUCUUUGUCUCACUGUCCCAAUUCCAACAUCUCGCUGUGCAGUGGAAUGUUGAAUGUCCGCAACGUCCUGAAACACAACGUGAAGUUGGGGCUGGGAACAGACGUGGCGGGAGGCUACUCGGCCUCUAUGCUGGACGCUGUGAGGAGAACUCUGGACACAUCCAAAGUGUUGACCAUCCAGGACCCAGAAUACGACACGCUGACCUUCGAGGAAGUGUUCAGGCUCGCCACACUGGGAGGCAGCCAAGCUUUGUCCCUGGAUGACCGGACAGGGAAUUUCGAAGUCGGCAAAGACUUUGAUGCCCUGAGGGUGAAUGUGGCUGCUGCUGAUGGACCUAUCGACCUCAUCAAGAUCGAGGAACCAAAGAUUAUUUUGGAGAAGUUCUUGAAUUUGGGUGAUGAUCGCAACAUAGUCGAAGUGUUUGUGGCCGGGAGAAAGGUUGUACCAUUUACAAAACAGUAAAUGCUUACUACCGAAAAACAUGAACAUCUGAGUGAUACAAUAUGUGCAGCCAAUGAAGUAUCAGAAGGAAAUGCCCUAGUUUUGCAUGAACUGCACAGCUGCACUGUCUGCUUUUGAUGAUAGGAACGAAAGUAGGAAAUUAAUUAUUACCAUGUUUUACUGCUACUGCAAUACAAAAGUGUGGUCCGCUGAGCUUGAAGCUGUAAAGGGGGAACUACUGGACUUUAAAACAGGAACUAAGGGACUUAUUAAAUGUUGUGAACUUGUGUUUCUUCAUUUAUGCGUGCUAAAACACCACAAUCACGCAUCAACCCUUUGCUGAUUAACUUGUCACUUUUUAUGUGCAGUGCAUGUUCACAUUGUUGUAGACUUUUAUUAACCUGAACUGCUUGUUUAAACACAUAUACAAGUACUACUGAUGGCAGCGUGCCAACUGCAACUUAUCUUCUGUUGAAUGCUGAUAUCUCAUUGUGUUGCCUUGAGAAAUUUGAACUGGAGAAAUCUCGAUAACAUUAAGUGACAUAUUAACGUAUAGGACUUUGUUCAGUGUAGCUGCAGAGCCUGACAUGAUUAUCUUCAGUGGUUUGGCGAUUUCAUUUUCAUGCUUGUGUAGCUUAAACAUCAUUUAUGAUCAAAGACUGGGAUUGACUUGAGUUGUAAUCAUUGCUCUUUUAGUUUGUACACUGUACACUCCACUCAGGUGUUUAAACUAUAAUGGCACAAAACCAUUUAAUAGAAAUAUUUUAGUUUCAGUAUGAUUCAUUCAGUUUAUUACAUUUUACAUCUGAUUGCAGCGCCAUGUGUGGUGAAAUGAAGGGCUCAUGAUACACAAAUGAGUUAAAAAGUGUCCAUUCCAGUUAUAGGAUCGUUCUCUGUGCUUCCAAUUACCUCAAAUCAGUGCAACUCAACAUGGUUAUGAUGUAUAUCAGUUAUGUUUGAUACAGCUUUGUAUUACUAACCUUAUCUACUAGUUAAAUCCAUGUUUUACUAAAGAGAUUGUUGAUUUAUUUGAUUGUCAACCUAAUGUAUUUUACUUGUGUAUAUAUAUAUAUGUGAUAUAAUCUUUGUUAUGAAUGUUGGGAAUUGAAGGGAAAUUAAUUGGAUUGCUUAAUAUAUGUUUGUCCUGUGCUUCUUUUUUACUAAAGUAUAUUACAUUUUUAUCACAACAUAUCAGUCUAUGACACCAAAUCCUACAUGUUAAACGUAUUUUUUGAUAGGUCACACUAUGGAUAUUGAAAUAAACAA